CUGACUCGUCGACUGUAUCGCCUGGGACUGUCGAGCUCAGUGCGAGGGUCGUCGUAGAUCAACCGGUGAGCGGACAUCGGUGGCAGUGGAGACUCUACUCUCUAGACUGUUGACGAGUGUUGUGUAGAGUCAACAGUGCAGACUGCAGUACUGCAGCCACUACUCACUAGUCACUGCAUGCAGUGCAACACCUACCCCUUUUUUGUUUAUUUUCGUUCACCAACACAGUGUCCGCGAUAUUCGAGUGUGAGCCAGCGGCACGUAACGUCGCGUUAGAGACUGUGUUUGGCCCAAGUCACACAAGUCAUUGUGGACAAGAGCGACGCUAACUCACUUUUACUUGGUGUGCCGUGGCCGUGGAUGGUCGGGCCACCUGAAGGGGCUCUUCAAUACUCGUACUGUAGCAGAGUUGCAACCGGAGUGUCGACGUCGGUGUGCUAGCUCAGUGUAACCAUGUCGGAGUCAGCAGGCGGGAAGGACGAUGAUGUUCGAAAGCACUAUGAAGUUUUGGACCAACUUGGCAGAGGUGUAACAUCUGUUGUCAAACGCUGCAAGCAUAGACAAACUGGCAAGGAGUAUGCCCUCAAAUGUAUCGACAAAGAGACGUUUAAAAAGAUCGCCGAAGUCGAAGUAGAUAUAAUGAUCGGACUUGAUCACCCUAAUAUAAUCAAACUGAGAGAAAUGUUCGAGACAAGCAAUGAAGUUCAGCUCAUCCUGGAACUGGUCACCGGCGGUGAACUAUUUGAUAGAAUUAUUGACAGAGGGUCGUACACAGAAAAGGAUGCGUCAGAUGCAGUACGUCAGGUCCUGGAGGCCGUAGCGUAUCUUCACGAACGCAAGAUCAUCCAUCGCGAUUUGAAGCCGGAGAAUCUACUAUAUGAAAGUGCAGAGCCGGAUGCACCGAUCAAGCUAGCUGACUUUGGCCUGUCCCGUGUGAUGAACGCAUCAACGGCCAAGAUGACAGUCUGCGGAACACCUGGAUAUGUCGCACCUGAAGUUCUCAGAGGCAAGGCCUACAACAGCGCAGUCGACCUGUGGGCAAUCGGUGUCAUUGCAUACAUUCUGUUGUGCGGUUUUGAGCCUUUCUUUGAGGAGGACGAUCAACGCAUGUUCAUGCGUAUCAUUCAGUGUGACUUUGAGUUCGUUCCGCCCUACUGGGAUCACAUCAGCGGAGAUGCAAAGGACUUGAUUUCCAAGCUGCUGGUGUUAAAUCCACAGCAGAGGCUGACGGCCAGUCAGGCAUUGCAGCAUCCAUGGGUGAAGGGUGACACGACACCCACUGUACGGCUCGACAAGACGCUGGAAAACCUGAGAGAGUUCAACAGCGCUCGCAAGAAGUUCAAGCUGCCUGGCGUGGUCGUGUGCACCUGCAGAAAGCGAUCGGCGGCAUUAUCGCCAUGCAGCGCAUAGCACGGUCCACAUCCACAUCGAAGACCUCUGAGCAAGGAUAGGCUGGCCGACUGGUAGCAGUGGGCGAGAUUCUGACUCUGCCACCCACCAAUGCCCUCGGUGCAUGGAUCAUGUGAUGGUGAUGUGAUCCACUCUUCCCUGAUAUAGCACUUGUAUGCUCCACCUGUUUGUGAAGUAAGAACACGUGCCAACCUGCAACCAUGCCAACCGAAUGCGUACCAUGACCCCACUUUAUACACCAUGUCCCUUGAAUCUCUAACCGCCGUUUGGCUAAACGAGAGAUCUCUUUUUUCAGUAAUGUCCCUGAUUUCACUUGUAGCAUGUAGUAGCUGCCAUCGUUUCUUUCCGCAGUAUGACUACACAAGCAGCUAUACUUUAGUACGUUUCCGGCGUCGAUAUUCAUCGGAGCCGCCAGUCUAACUAUGAGGCACACAUUGCCGACCCCAUUCACGCUGGACACCUUAGCACCUGCCAGUGUGUAGUUUGUUGCAGUCCGUUGCUCCGGCAAGCCAACACCUUUUCCGCAUUGGCGUUGAUUCUGCAGUGCUUUCUUGUGCACAAUACUUACAGUGCCUGUCUAGUGUUCGUGCUCCGCAAGAAAGUUAGAUGGCCCUGCACUUUUUUUUUGUGGUCUCAGCGCUACUGACCCUUGGUAGUACUGGUGUACUGGCGUGCUGCAUCAUUCUGUACAUAGUUUAUAACCGGCGUUGCUUUUCGACAUGUGCAUGAGAUGUGCAGUCUUCUCCGUUUGAGAUGACCUAGCAGCAUCGCUACCAGUAUCUAACGCUAUCAGAACAGCCUCUAUCCUUCCAAACACUUGAUCAGAAUCCUAUUGCCAUGCAGCUCGCUUGUUUCAGUUUGCGAUAUGGAGCGUUUAGCCGCUGACUCCCUGCUGCUCAAGUUUGUUGGUCUUUUCGAACACUUAGCAUGAUCUAUCAGUUUCCUUCAGUGAAUACCCCAUGUUGUAACCACUUUAUGGGUGCAGCUUUUCGUUAGCAAAACUUCCGCUGGGAAUUUAUUUCGUUUUUUCUACUUCAAAGUACAGGUUACCUAGAA
Sycon ciliatum is the source of this 2466-nucleotide messenger RNA. RefSeq names its product calcium/calmodulin-dependent protein kinase type IV-like. The transcript is spliced from 13 exons. The coding region runs from base 454 to 1410 and encodes 318 amino acids. The record is from RefSeq and is a predicted model, not a curated record. Gene Ontology annotation, molecular function: calmodulin binding; calcium/calmodulin-dependent protein kinase activity; ATP binding. Gene Ontology annotation, biological process: protein phosphorylation. Lineage: Eukaryota; Metazoa; Porifera; Calcarea; Leucosolenida; Sycettidae.